CUUGUGUAUAUUGCACAGUUCGUCCAUCAACGAAUAGAAGUCGUGUGCGCAGGCCGCCUGGUCCCAUUACUUGCUUGAGCGUGGCUGAGUGAGCCGACUUUUGUCAACAUCUGGAUUUCGCGAAUUUUUAUUCGUCUGGCUGGUGAGAGACUUCGGCCGUGGCUAGUUACCACCCUACGUACCGCUAAGCGAUUUAGCGUUCCGGAACGACGCCGUGUAGAAAUCGAAAGGGGUGUAGAUUUUCAUACUCCUCCUAACAAGUUAGCCCGCUUCGAUCUUAGACUGCAUCAUCACUUACCAUCAGAUAUAAAAUAAAAUGACAACGGCGAGCGUUUUGCUCACGGUGAGCACAACGUGGGGCGCGAACAACGACAUCUGCGAGAAGGAUGACAGAGUCAGCAAAUCCCUCAGAAAUAUAGCAGCAGUGGCCGCCAGGGAACUGCGCGAAACACCAUCCACUAGAGACCAGGCUCUACUGAUCAUGAGAGACUGGAUUGAACAGAACAGUGACAUCAAAAACGUUAGAACAGAUGAAUCGUUCCUACUACGAUUCCUUCGGCACAAGAAAUACAGCAUACCGAUGGCACAGCAGACUCUGCUCAAGUACUUAAACUUGAGGAAGUACUAUCCUGGGGUUUUUACAAAUUUAGAUUGUGAAGAUCCCACACUUAAGGAGAUUAUAAGCAACGGGUACAUAGCGGUUUCGCCGCUCCGCGACAGCAAGGGUCGCCGGGUCAUCGUUUACAACAUGGGUAAAUUCGAUGCGACCAAGUUCAACUGCUGGGAUAUGUGCCGUGCCCAUAUGAUCGUUUAUGAGGCUCUCAUGGAAGACUCCACGGAUCAGAUCUUCGGGUUCACACACGUUGGGGACGGUAGCGGAUCUACUACUGCUCACGUCACAUCCUGGAAUCCUAUUGACUUUGCGCGUCUCUUGAAAUGGGGAGAGCAAUCGAUGCCAAUGCGCCACAAAGAACUCCAAUUGGUCAACGUGCCAGCUGCUCUGAAAUACAUUAUCGACUUCGCUACGAGUAAAGUGUCCAAUAAGAUAAGCGAAAGACUGAAUAUUCAUACAAACAUGAAGAAUCUCAAAAACAACGUGGAUGUCUCAUGCCUGCCUACAUCCUACGGAGGCCAUAUACCUUUGCAAGACAUGAUUAAAUACACAGAAGAUUUGCUGGCGGAGAAAAGAAAAAUUAUAUUGGCCCUUGACGAUAUGGAAAUCUUAAGCACCAAAGGAAUCAUAUCCACAAGAAAACCCGGCAACGCAUUGAAAGGAGAUAAUGUAUCAGUAGAGGGUAGUUUUAGAAAAUUAGAAAUAGAUUAAACUGUGAUCGUCUAACAACAUAAAAUUGUAAGGCAUAAGUGGUUAUUUUUCUAAAUAUAGGUACGCACUUGGUUAAUAAUUUUAAACCUUUUCAGGCGAAAUCCUCUUUGACAAUGUAACUGAUGAGCGUUUAAAAAUAGCAUUACUCAACUAUUUAUAUCUGGCAACCCCUCAGUUGCUGUGUGACAGCAGGCAACCUUUAUGCCUAGUUCGGAGUAUUUUAGUCGAGUACGAACAAUUUUUGGACGGCAAAUCCAAAAAUCGUUCGUAGUCGACUAAAAUACUAAAGCAACCGCUCAGUUGCAGAGUGACAGCAGGCAACCUUUAUGCCUAGUUCAGACUACUUUAGUAUUUUGGUCGAGUACGAACGACUUUUGGAGGGCAAAUUCAAAAAUCGUUCGUACUCGUACUCGACUAAAAUACUAAAGUAGUCCGAACUAGGCAUAAUCAUUACAUAAGUAAUUAUUUUGGGUAUAUUCUAAUAGUUCGUGUACGAUUUUUUCAAUUAACCAAUAAAAUGUAAACAGAAAAUCAUUAUCCGGUAGCAAUUGCGGUAUCAAUGUUAAUAUUUUCAACACACAAAUAUUUUCAAUAAAAAACGGAUGAGGGUUUAUAUUUCUUAUAUGUCAUACUAAAUCUCUAUGAAUCUUAAUUAAUAAUGUUGUUAUAUAUGACAUUAUCUCUUAUGGCAAUAAAUGUAGAAUUAUUGGGGAAAAGUGCAUAAUUUGCACAAAUGUAGAAUAAUAUGUAGAAUUAUAUUAGUAAAAGUGAUUCAAAAUAAUACUUUUAAAUAUAUUUUUGUGUGGUAGUAUAUUAUUUUGAUAUACACAUUUGCUCGUAUUUUCGCACAAUUUCAAUAUCGUAAUGUAUCUCAUUAUGCACAUGUGCCGUAAUGUAACAUAAAACCUUUAUCAUCCGUCUAAAAGAGCUGUACUUUUUUUAAUCUUGGCAGGGUUUUUAUGCCAGAAAAGUGCUCAACAUUUUAUGAAUAAAAAUAACUCGAGAUAAAAACA
Bicyclus anynana (squinting bush brown) is the source of this 2337-nucleotide messenger RNA. It is a transcript of the gene Cralbp, whose product is annotated as clavesin-1. The record is from RefSeq and is a predicted model, not a curated record. Bases 317 to 1324 code for a protein of 335 amino acids. The transcript is spliced from 8 exons. Gene Ontology annotation, cellular component: membrane. NCBI's taxonomy places the organism in Eukaryota, Metazoa, Arthropoda, Insecta, Lepidoptera, Nymphalidae. Gene Ontology annotation, molecular function: phosphatidylinositol bisphosphate binding.